This is a messenger RNA of Funneliformis caledonium, 133 nucleotides long. The record is from the annotation of a GenBank genome assembly. NCBI's taxonomy places the organism in Eukaryota, Fungi, Glomeromycota, Glomeromycetes, Glomerales, Glomeraceae.
UUCACAUGAUGGCUCGUGUAUCGUAUUGUUUGCAAAUGAAAUAUUGGGAUAUGAUGACCGAGAUAGUGUUACAGCAAAGAUUACAAUAAAGAGACAUAUUACUGAUGAUACAGAGAAUAUCUUUUCUUUGUAA